AUGACUACACAUAUACCGAUUCACAUACCCUCCAUGGUAAAAGAGAGGCCAAAAUGGACCAAUUUAAGAUACCCUGAAGUCAUUCCCGAAACUGAACUAGGGAGUUUUAUCUUUCCUGACAUGAGAGCCUUACAUAGACUGAAUGUGGGACUAUACCCUAAUAUUGCCUAUGAGACAGUAAAAGUGCAAGGUUGCGAGAUUUAUAUUGUAGAACAAUGGACAGCCCAAAGAAAGAUGUCUACCAUUAUUACUUCAUACACAGGUAACUCGCAGGAUGAGGUGACUGGUGUGAGAGUGAUCCUUCCUAAGGAUCCGACUGAAUGGCCUGGCGUGUUUAAGACGUAUUACAAAGAGUUGAUGGCAUCAUGUCAUCCCAAAGUUAUUAAUGGUAGUACUCUAUUUAUAACAAAUCUGUCUUCCAUGUCAUCAUCGUUAUAUUUAAUUCAUGUGGAAUGUGGGGAUAUUAGAGAAGUUUGGGAUAAUUUUAAAAUUAAUUUUGAUUUGAAAAGAUUACAUUGUGGUGGACGUCAAGGGCUACUUUUAAAUGGGAUUUCCAAUGCUGCAUUAGAAAAGUUCUCUCAGGUAUAUAAAAUUCCCGUCAAGAAGGGAUCUAAUAGUGGAAAUUCAAACUCUGAUAAUGAGGAGGGGAAAAGAAAACAAAAUGAAGUAGAUCAUUCGCCUGAUGAAACCUCCGAUAUUCAAAAAAUGAAUGCAUGUACUUCUCCAGUUAUCGAACUGGUGACAUUAGUCCAAUUAUCCCUGAGUUAUUUUGGGCUACUAGACUUUAAAAUACAAAAGAGUGGUUUAUUCUGUGAGCAAACGAAAGGUGCAAUUGAGGUGUGGUGGAAACGUUAUGGUAGAACAUACAUGGGUAUCAAUAAACCAAAAAAUGAAACGACCUUGGGUCCCACUACCGUGGCAGCCUUGAUAAGUUUAGUCCUAAGUUGUUAUUUCAAAUUGAUGGUGGAAGAUUGUAUAUCUUCUAAGGAUCCUUUUGAUGAGCAAGGAUUUUACUCUGGCAUUUAUACUUUCCAAAAGAAGUAUGGGAUGUCACAAACACAUAAAUCGAUUUACUUUGAUGAGGAGACAGUAGAAAGAUUAUUUGAAGUGUCGGCGAGAAGUUCUAACGCCGAUAUCUUCAAGUUUAAGAGGGUUGUCAAGUCCAGGGUUCAAGAUAUGGCCGGUAUGGGGAAUUUUAUGCAUUUGUCAAAUGAUGUAUUAACGACAGAUCUUGAUACAUUGGUGAGAAACAUACAUUCUGGUGCAUUAGCCUCACUUUGGAAGGGUAAAGGACGUUCCACUAGGGAUAUUAAUAAUGGGUGGAGUAAAAGGCGGUUUUUGGAAACUAAUUUUAAUAAGGGUAAUCCAGAUGAGUUACUGAAGAAGCAGAAACUUUAUCAUGACAAGAAUAUGAUAGAUACCGCAAUUAUAAAUGAAAAUUCACCGAGGACGACUACAAAUCUGGAAUCUGACAGCGAAGUUUAUGAUUCCAAACCCAAUGAAAAGGAGAGUCAAUUGGAAAGCACAAAUGGAUCAGGUUCCUCCUUAUCUAUAUCCUCAAUGUGUGUCAAUUAUGACAAAAAUAAGUAUCUCCGAAGUCAUGAUCUUAACAUGGUGUACCAAAAAGAAUUCUAUAGAAGGAAAUCUAUUCCAUUUGUCAAUGAUGGGCUAGAGCCAAUAAGUGUACCAAAUAAUGAAAGAAUAGAAUCUAAACAACCAAGACUACAUAGAUCGACCUCUUUAUCUCAGAUCUCAAAUGCUGUUGAAGUAUGGGAGUUGCCAUUUGAUUCUUCAGUUGUAAGAAUGGCAAGAGAUUUAAGGAAAGUGCAGAAGCAGGUAUCGAAGCAAUGUUGUCCUUCCACGAAAGAAGAUUAUGUCAUUGAUGUCGUUGGGUCUCAAGAAAAAGUGUUCCACAAUCCGGAGGAAGAUCAACAAUUUAACAAUCUUCUAAAGCGAUUGCAUAGUGAUAUCGUAAAAUGUUCGGAAAGUAAUGAAGCAUUUGACCAUGUGCAUGAUGAUAUUGAAAAUAAGCAUAAUUACUUAUUAAAGGAAAUGAAAGAACUAAACUCAUUGAAAUCCAAAUUAUGUUAUAACGUCAGGAUCAUGAACAGGAGAAUGAGGGAUGUGGAAGACAGUGUCCAGGAAUUUGAUCUCAAAUUAAACAGAUAUAGAAAGCUACUUCUGGAACAGCAGCCAUCUGUUACGCUUGCCAUCGAGACGGCAGAUGAUGCAUUGGAGUUUGACAAGUGCAUGAGAAAUCUUAUACACAAUGAAAAGACGAAAUACGGAGGAUUCUGCUUCAAAUUACUGGAGAAGGAUUUCUUGUUUCAUAUGAUAAAAGACGCUAUGGAUUGGGGGAAGUGGAUUUGUAAGAAAUUCUCAUACAGUGCUGAAUUAACUAGUAGUUCUGAUUGA
Naumovozyma castellii is the source of this 2415-nucleotide messenger RNA. RefSeq names its product Stb6p (gene STB6). The record is from RefSeq and is a predicted model, not a curated record. Lineage: Eukaryota; Fungi; Ascomycota; Saccharomycetes; Saccharomycetales; Saccharomycetaceae. The coding region runs from base 1 to 2415 and encodes 804 amino acids. The transcript has a single exon.